Messenger RNA from Caenorhabditis elegans, 1736 nucleotides. It is a transcript of the gene scpl-4, whose product is annotated as Mitochondrial import inner membrane translocase subunit TIM50. Lineage: Eukaryota; Metazoa; Nematoda; Chromadorea; Rhabditida; Rhabditidae. The record is from RefSeq and is marked reviewed. Gene Ontology annotation, cellular component: mitochondrial inner membrane. The transcript is spliced from 8 exons. Bases 9 to 1364 code for a protein of 451 amino acids.
GGGUAAAAAUGUCGCUGAGCAAGUUGACUCAGACCUGCUUCAGCCGACACCAAGCGAAAACAUUUAUAAGACUUUAUAGUUCAGAUUUUAAAUCUCUUCUGGGCCCACCGGCUGUUGCAAACCCUUAUGCAGACAAUGGACGCACUCGUUUUGCUCCAAUUGUGCCAAUAAACCACGGAAAUGUUUUUGCUAGUAUCAAAUUGCCGAUAAAUGAGACCCAAGAAGCAAUCGCAUUCAAAUCAGAAGUCGAAGAAGCCCCAAAAGUAGAGAAACUCGAAGAAAGUCCAAAAAUAGAAGCUGAAAAGGUGCUGAGCUCCCCGCCUCCUGCUCCUGCCCCCACGUCUUCAGCCAUUGACGAGUUGAACUCACUGAAAGAUUCUCUUGAAAAAUUGGAAUCUGCUGCAUCAAAGUCUUCCUCUUCUUCUGGAGGUUCUAGUGAUAACAGUGACCCUGGUAACGCUGAAGAAAUCGAAGCUCGCCGGAAACGAAUGGAAAGAAAUACUCGCAUUGGAGCAUAUGUUCUGUUUGGUGGAUCUAUUAUCGGAUUUAUUUCGUUCUGUUUCUACUAUGGACGUGCACAACGAGAUGAAUUCGGAAAUGUGAUAUCUGAUGAAUUCAGUGGUUCUUUCUUGGCACCGUUCUACCGCAUUGCCAACAGUUUUAAAUUAUGGAGAGAUUAUGUCGUCGAGCCAGCACGUGAGCAAUUGUUGCCUGAUCCAUUGCCAGCACCAUAUCUCCAACCAAAAUAUACAAUUGUGAUCGAAUUGAAAAAUAUUCUUGUGCAUCCUGAAUGGACAUACAAAACUGGAUAUCGUUUCCUAAAGCGUCCAGCACUUGACUAUUUCCUCGAUGUCAUUGGAUAUCCAAAUUUUGAAGUCGUUAUCUAUUCAUCUGAAUCAAUGAUGACAGCUGCUCCAGUUGUUGAUAGUUUUGAUCCAAAACAAAGAAUUAUGUACAAGUUGUUCAGAGAUUGCACAAAGUAUAUGAAUGGACACCAUGUCAAAGAUUUGUCGAAAUUGAAUCGCGAUUUGUCGAAAGUUAUUUAUAUCGAUUUUGACGCUAAAUCAGGACAAUUAAAUCCAGAAAACAUGUUAAGAGUACCAGAGUGGAAAGGAAAUAUGGAUGAUACAAGUCUAGUUGAUUUGGCAGAGCUUCUUAAAACUAUUCACCUAUCUGACGCUGAAGAUGUUCGUCCCAUGCUACAGUACUACUCGCAAUACGAUGAUCCAGCGAAAGAAUUCCGUCGACGAGCUGUAUACUUGUCACAACAAGAAGAACAAAAGAAACAACAACCCGAUGAUAGUUCCAUGUUGAAAAGAUAUUCUGGAAGAUUGUUCGGAUCUAGAAGACACGUUAAUGCCUAAACUUUCCAAACAUUUUUCAUCUGAUGAUAUGAUACUCUGACUCUCUUUUCCCUGCGCCCUUUUCACUCUCAAUGUGCCUUUUUAUAGCUCAAUUUUUCUAAUAAUAUAGGAUUGUAGGUUUAUAUUGUUUUCUUUUUUAGUUCUUUCCAUUCUUGUGUUUUUUUAAAUUUAGUUCUUCCCACACUAGAGUUGUUCAGAGCCGGUAUAUGACAGUUGAAUUCUCCGUCUACACACUUCUUUGUUGAUUUUUGUUGUUUCUUAUUCCACCCUUUCCAAAAAAACGUAUCAAUUUUUUUCAGAAGUGUUCGUUUCAUUUUUCCUUUUGUUUUUGAAAUUCUCACCAUAAAAUCCGAUAAAACAUUCAGAAAAAUU